AUGAUCGAGGACAAGGGUCACCGUGUGACCGACUACUUUGUGGUGGCCGGGCUGACAGACAAGUCCACGCCCCUGGAGCAGGACCUGUCGGAGACCAAGUCCAGCGGGCCCAAAGCACCCAUCACCGACUUGGCCGUCAUCAACAGGUCGGCGGGAGAAACGGUGCCCGAGGGCUUCACGUGCAUCGACAGCACCUACAGCGGCCAGCCGGCCAACCUUAAUCACGGCAGUCUCAAGAGCCCCGAGCUGUUCCUGUGCUACAAGAGGGGUCGAGGGAAGUGUCCCCUCAUUGACAUCGGGGUGCUGUACGAGGGUAAGGAGCGCCUGAUCCAGGGCUGUGAGAUCAUCCAGGCCACGCCGUACGGCCGCUGCGCCAACGUCAACAACAGCUCCGCCACCUCGCAGCGCAUCUUCAUCACCUUACGCCGAGCGCCGCCCGUCCAGCCUCAGAACUCCCUCGCCGUGACGGACAUCUGCGUUAUUGUCACGAGCAAAGGCGAGACGCCCCCACAUACCUUCUGCAAAGUGGACAAGAACCUCAACUGUGGCAUGUGGGGCUCCAACGUGUUCCUGUGCUACAAGAAAUCGGUCUCUGCAUCCAACUCCCUCAGUUACAACGCUGGUCUUAUCUUUCGUUACCCAAAAGAGGACUAUGAGUCUUUUCCUCUGUCAGAAUCUGUCCCCCUGUUUUGCUUACCCAUGGGUGCUAAGAUCGAGUGUUGGGCACCAAACACACCGGAUCCUCUGCCCGUCUUCUCCACGUUUGUCUUAACCAUCUCUUCCGGGGAAAAGGUGUAUGGAGCGGCCAUCCAGUUCUACGAGCCGCAUCCAGUGGACCAGCUGAGCGAGAAGCAGAAGAUCCAGCUGGGCCUGCUCACCACGGUGGAGAAGAAGGUGAUCCCCAACCGUCCCGUAAACACCAACAAAUGCAUCUGCCUGCUCUCCCGCUGGCCGUUCUUUGAGGCCUUCCGCAAGUUCCUGAUGUUCCUCUACAAGCUGUCCGUCUCCGGCCCACACCCGCUGCCUAUUGAAAAGCACAUCUCACACUUCAUGCACAAUGUGUCAUUUCCUUCUCCUCAAAGACCAAGAAUAUUGGUCCAGCUCUCGGCGCAUGACACCUUGAUGCUCUCCCAGCCCGUGUGUACACCCUUACCCCUCAGCGGGGCCGACUACGGCACUCUGCUGCUGAACCUGGGCUCGGAGAACUGCGCCACGCUGCUGCACUUCGUCCUGCUGGAGAGCAAGAUCCUGCUGCACUCCCUCCGGCCCGCUGUGCUCACCGGAGUGGCCGAGGCCGUGGUGGCUAUGAUCUUCCCCUUCCAGUGGCAGUGUCCCUACAUCCCCCUGUGCCCGCUGUCUCUAGCAGGCGUCCUCAACGCCCCAUGUCCAUUCAUAGUGGGCGUGGACUCCCGCUACUUUGACCUUUACGACCCCCCGCCAGAUGUUGUCUGCGUGGAUCUGGACACCAACACUAUCUACCUUUCGGACGAAAAGAGACACAGCAACUGGAAGAACCUCCCGAAGAAGCCCUGCAAGAGUCUGGUGAACUCCCUGAGCAACUUGCACCACCAGCUGGCCAUGGUUUCAGUACGUCAACCCACACAGGAGAACUCGGCAGUGGACAUGACCCCCAUCGAGGCCGACUUCACGUGGCACAAGAAGAAGACCGCCCUGGAGAUGGAGAUCCAGGAGGCCUUCCUUCGGUUCAUGGCCUCCAUCCUGAAGGGCUACCGCUCCUACCUCAAACCCAUCACCCAGGCGCCCUCGGAAAAGGCCACGGCGGCGGACUCCCUCUACGACCUGCAAGGGUUUCUCAAAAGCCGAGACCGAGCCCACCAGAAGUUCUACUCCCAGCUCACCAAGACCCAGAUCUUCAUCCGCUUCAUUGAGGAGUGCACCUUUGUCAGCGACAAGGACACUGGCCUGGCGUUUUUUGACGACUGUGUCGAGAAGCUUUUUCCCUCUGAUAAAAUCACCGACAAGGGCACCAAGGUGGAAGGGGAGUCCUCUGAGGACACGAGGCUGUUGGAACUGGACGAGUCCCAGAAGAGCGAACACACUGUUUUUGUCAUGCCUGCUGAACCUCCAGUUGGCGAUGGAACCGAACCUGCCCCCAGAUACGUCUAUAAAGGUUUCCCCAGGCUGCAGAUGGAGCUGUUUGACGGUCCUCGGGAGUUACUCCCAGCACUCGGCAGCAGAACAGCCGGGGCCAGCGUGUCCAGCAGCCCCGCACUACUGGCUAAGAGGACGAAGCAGGAGAUCAAGCUAGCAUACAAGAUGGCUAAGCGCUUCUACUCCAGUCCUCCGGAGUGGGCCCGGUGUCUGUUCAGUCACUGCUACAGCCUGUGGUUCAUCUGCCUACCAGCGGCCGUGCGACUCUCCAAGUCCAAAAGCCGUGCCAUGCAGCAGGCGUACAACGUCCUCCUGAAGAUGAGGACCACUGAGGUGGAGGUGCUGGAUGAGGUGUGUUACAGAGUGGUGAUGCAGCUCUGUGGUUUGUGGGGUCUUCCUGUCAUGGCUGUGCGAGUCCUGGUUGAGAUGAAGAAAGCCGGAGUACAUCCGAACGCCAUCACAUACGGAUACUACAACAAGGCCGUCUUAGAGAGCCCGUGGCCCAGCAGGAACCGCAGUGGCCUCUUCAUGUGGACCAAGCUUCGUAAUGUGCUUCGUGGAGUGACCCAGUUCAAGCACACUCCAGACCAAACCUCUUCCAAGAAGGGCCCCGCACUUAGUACCACAGGUGGGUCAGCAGUCACCGACGCCGACCGCUUGAGUCAUGGAAGUGCCGACAGCUCAAGUGAGGUCAACGGCGGGGAACGCAACCUGUUUGCACACAGCCACGGCGCGAAAGACACAACAGACAACAGCUGUAGCACAGGAAGGCAGUCUGAUCAAGGCUACGGCUCCAAGGAUGAGCUGCACCAGGUGCUGGCAGAGCCGUCACGUACAGCUGUCCUUUCCGUGGAGGAGAGAAACGGUUCCAAAGCACAGCAUAAUGGAGGCGACAUUGCUGGCUCGAUGGACAGUGCUGUAGCACUAGCAGAGCCCCCCAGUCCUGUUGAUGGACCCUCCCCGGUCCCCAGUAUUGUGAAGCUGUCCACAGGGAGCUUUGAUGGUGGCAGGGAAACGGGUACAGGGAAGCUGUUCAGGCGACACAGCGCGGCUGAUGAUGUGUCUCUCCCUGAUGAUGAUGCCUCGCUGCCGUCAGAUGGAGCUAACCCGCCUCAACAGCAGCGGCAGAAAUCCUUCGCUGAACGCAGCUGUAGCUUCAGCGUUGAAACUCGCGCUGGGAUGCUCCUAGAGAAAGACGUGGACCACAUGGCCAGUCAGAUGGGUGCCGACGCCCGUAUCCUGGCUGCAGCGCUCGGUGCAGGCCAAAGUCCACCCCCUAAUAGUGGGCCCAAAGCCAUUUUUAAAGACCUGCAGGAAGAGCCUGAAGAUGAUCAGGGCUUGACACUGGUGAAGCUGCCAGAGGAAGAUGAGCCAGGAGCACCUGAAGAAGAGAAGGGAGACGACAAAAAGGUAGAAAGGACUGAGUUAAAAAUGGAGAAACGAAAAAGGAAGCACACUGAAACAAACGAGGAGGACUCUGGGCUGCGAGGGCCGACCCUGGAGAGGGCGGACGUGCAGGUGGGUGCUGACCCACUUUCCCUCCUGGUGACUGAGAGCGAAGAGUCGGCCUCUGUUACCAGCCAGGAGCCUCCGCGCUCCGUGCCUGCUGUGGUGUCCCGCAACCUGGCCGAGGAGAUCGAAAUGUACAUGAGCCUGAGAAGCCCCCUGGGUGUGAAGUCCUCCAGCAUGGAGCUCCAGCAGGCCCAGGGAGACUCCACUGACUCCCCACAGCCUAAACAGUCUCUGGAACGCAGGUCUAGCCUCCCCGUGCCGCCUGUAAAAACUCCAACUGGCUCCCCGGGCGAUACACCCAAACGCAGCCCCGCCACUGUUACCCGCUCCAAGACUUUUGCAGUAAAGACAAAGACCCCCGGCAGCGCCGUGGGUACCCCGGGUAUCAGAUCGUCCUCACUGACCGCGCUGGUCAAGUCCUCCCAGGGAGGGUCGUUGGGCUCGGUCAUCAACUCCAUUUCAGGCAUCAAGAUGGACACCCUCCUGUCGGGACCUAAGAUCGAUGUGUUUAAGUCAAGCAUGAAACAGGCGGCAAAUGUAGCCAGCAAAGUGUGGGGAGCCGUUGCUUCAGCCUACUCCUACUCAGAUGACGAGGAAGAACAAGCUCAGGGCGGUGGCGGCUUCCCGUCCCAUCUGGAUGAGCACAUGCUGGCUGCACAUGACAUGGAUGACAGCCCAGAGAGAGGGGUCAUCCCGGGGCUGGUGGCCAACGGCCUGAACCAGAGCUGCACCAGCCUGGGGGGCAGCAGCAGUGGCAGCAGUGACGCAGGCCGAGGGACCCACCAGACCUAUCCGACCCCAGGACGAGCAGGCAGGGGUCCAGACUCUGAGCAAGGCUCCUCGCAUCACGCUUCCUCCUCCAGCAUUUACCAGAACUGUGCACUGGAGGUGCUGAUGUCCAGCUGCUCCCAGUGCCGCUCCUGUGAAGCCCUGGUGUACGAUGAGGAGAUCAUGGCAGGCUGGACGGCUGAUGACUCCAACCUGAACACCAACUGUCCUUUCUGUCGCACAGCCUUCCUUCCCUUGUUGCACGUCGAGUUUCAUGACUUACGCACAGCGACCGGGUUCUACAUGAAUCCCAGUGCCUCAGGAGACAGUAUCCACAGCACCAGUACCCAGCCCACAGCCAGCCGCUCGGCUGAUAUUAAGACCCCCGACCUGAUCUCUUUCCCUGAAGAGGAACCAAGGGAGACUUCAGAUAAUCUGCUUGGAACACAUAAGAGUCUGAUUCCAGAGCCGGCGAUGUCGGACCCCCUUGGUCUCCUGGAGCACGAGGCAGCGGGGAAGCAGCAGAGAAGCAGUGGGACGUCACUGACGCGCAGCAACAGCGUUGGCGGCCCGCUGCAGAGCCUGGACUACACCCAGAGACCUGGACAUGGUGUCUCCACCACCAGCCUGCCCUCCAGCCUGCAGGAGGUGUCGGAUGGCAUGGGACUAAACGGCCAAACCCCAAACCUGUGUCCGUACCGUACUCAGCCCCUUGGUGCUCCGCAAGGGAGCGGAACCCUGUUGGAAAACGAGGGAGAUCAGGUGAUCUACACCCACAAGUUCCUCAGCCAGCACCCCAUCAUCUUCUGGAACCUGGUUUGGUAUUUCCGUCGCCUGGACCUGCACACUCACCUACCUGGUCUCAUCCUCACCUCCGAACACUGCAACAAAGGAGUACAGCUGCCGCUGACAUCGCUGUCCCAGGACAACAAGCAGGUGUACAUCCAGCUCCUGUGGGACAACAUCAACCUGCACCAGGAGCACGGAGAGCCCCUCUACCUGCUCUGGAGGACCUUGUUGGAGAAGAAGGGGACGUUGGCUCCGACGGACCACCAGGAGAUCCGCACCCUCCUCAACACGAUUGUUCACAACAUCCAGACCAACGACGUGUACGGGCCGAUCAACCUGUUGAUCCGAGAGAUCAAACGGCGCCCCGAGGGCGUCAAACGCCAGAGGAGUAUCUAUCGAGAAAUCCUGUUCCUCUCGCUGGUGGCCUUGGGGAAGGAGAACAUCGACGUGGAGGCCUUUGACCGGAGUACCGCUGCGUACGACCAGCUGAGCGCCGAGCAGCUCAAGUCUUUGCACCGCAUCGACCGCCCCCCAGCCCAGCUCCAGUGGUGCCUGAAAUGCUUCGGGACCCCCGUCAUCUGACCCCACACGCCCACGAGGAGCGGGGACAAUAUUUUGUACAUAAAACACCCCCCAUCUCCCAAACAUGGUACUUCCUCUUCUCGCUUCUCGGAAGAUCGUCUGCUUUUUUUUUUUUUUU
Etheostoma spectabile (orangethroat darter) is the source of this 5881-nucleotide messenger RNA. It is a transcript of the gene dennd4c, whose product is annotated as DENN/MADD domain containing 4C. Lineage: Eukaryota; Metazoa; Chordata; Actinopteri; Perciformes; Percidae. The record is from RefSeq and is a predicted model, not a curated record. Gene Ontology annotation, biological process: regulation of Rab protein signal transduction. Gene Ontology annotation, cellular component: ESCRT I complex; cytoplasmic vesicle. Gene Ontology annotation, molecular function: protein binding.